AUGGCAUUAGAUGAACCAGUCCCAGAUGUAGAUAAACUUAAUGCUAGGACAAUAAGAUUUCAAUACCUUGACACUUCUAUUCGUCUCUAUCAAGCUGCCCUAAAAGGUGAUUGGGAAGAUGCUGAGGCCCUAUUUGAGAAAUAUUCAGAUGUGUUUGGUCGUCCCAUAACAGAAGAGAAUGAGACAGUUCUUCACAUCGCAGUUGCAGCAGAACGUCCAGCUUUUGUAAAAGUGUUGGUGAAACGGAUGAGUUCGGAUGAAAUAGCAUUACAAAGCAAAAAUGGAAACACAGCCCUUUGCUUUGCUGCUGGAUCAGGAAUCGUGUUAAUUGCUAAGGAGAUGGUGGAAGUGAACAAGAAACUGCCAUUAAUCCGUGGUAUUGAUGGAAAGACACCACUUUACAUGGCAGCGUUGAACGGACAGAGAGAUUGCCGGUGUCCUAUCUAUACCCUCUCACUCCUUGUGAAGAUUUGGAAUCUAAAGAACGCAUUGAUAUCCUUGUUGCCACUAUUUCUACUGACAUAUGUAGCAUUGAAAAUUCUGAGAAAGGAUCGAAAAUUAGCAACCGAGAAGAAUAGCUUCAACCAGCUAGCUUUGCAAGAGUUGGCCAGAAAACCUUCUGCAUUCGGAGACGAAAGAUUCAAAGGGAUGUCUAACAAAGCUUUGAUGCAGACGUUAGCUCAUGAAUUGGUUAAACUCCUCUGGAGUGAGACUCUACUAUUGCCAAAAGACCAAUUCUCAAAACUAGUUGACAACCAUUCGACUUUACUUUUUGAAGCUGCCGAAUUAGGGAAUGUUGAUUAUCUAAUUAUACUUAUACGCUCUUAUCCUGCUCUCAUAUGGAGAGUAGACGAGAAAAACCGAAGUAUAUUUCACAUUGCUGUUAAACUUCGGCAAGAAAAUGUAUUCAAUCUAAUAUAUGAGAUAGGUUCUAUCAAGGGUAUGAUUGCACAAUAUAUUGACACAGACGAUAACACCAUGCUUCACUUAGUUGGACGAUUGGCUCCUUUAGAGAGACUAAAUAUCAUAUCAGGAGCAGCCCUUCAAAUGCAACAAGAGUUAUUGUGGUUUAAGGAGAUAGAAAAGAUUGUGCCACCUUCAUACAAGAAGCUGAUGAAUAAAGAUUUAGAAGGUGAACCUACGGAUACACCGUGGGAAUCAUUCACAAAGAAUCAUGAAAAGUUAAAAGAACAAGGUGAAAAGUGGAUGAAAGACACUGCAAACUAUUGCAUGCUUGUGGCGGCACUGAUUGCCACAGUGAAAACUCAAGAGGAUGUGGUUCAGCCUGAUAUUGCUGUAGUGGAGCUGAUUGAGAAGAAUAUGAAUGAUCCUAGAACUGCGGAUUUGAUUGAUGGUGCAGUUCAUAAAAUUGUGGAGCAGGAUUUCCAGGAACUUGAGCAUGCCAUGAGAGAUUUGACUGUUGGCUCCAUGUUGGGUUAUAAGAAUCAAAAUAGCUGUCGUCCCUCGGUCUAG
This is a messenger RNA of Corylus avellana, 1473 nucleotides long. The record is from RefSeq and is a predicted model, not a curated record. Lineage: Eukaryota; Viridiplantae; Streptophyta; Magnoliopsida; Fagales; Betulaceae.